AUGGCCGCCGCCACCGACCCAUGUCGCCGACUAACCCGGCCUCAAGCAACCUGUCGCUGUCGUCCUCUGCCUCCCCCAGCUGCCGCCGUCACCACCGGGCUCUCCCUUUGCUCCAGCACCUUUGUGUGCGGGUCGAGCUCCUUCAGCCGCUGCCGCUCCCCGCCGCCAGCCAAAGGGAGCACCAAACUCUUUUCGCCCUCCGCCGUCAACCCUAGCCAUAGAGUGCCGGAAGUUGACCGAGAACAGUUGGCGGUGUAUAAAUCAGGCUCAGGAAAAUUUGAUGAAUUCUAUGGUGCGAAAGCAACACUAAACGUUUAUGGUUUUCCCAAUUUAAAAGGCCAAGAAAGUAGCUCAGCAGUUAUUUGGAUCUUAAAUAAUGCAGAUAAUCAACUUAAUGUAAUCACAACAGGAUGGCAUGUAUAUCCCGAGCUAUACGGUGAUACACAGACUCACUUCUUUACACUUUGGGCGGUAGAUGAGCAAUCUUCUACAGGAUGCUAUAAUCUUCAAUGUAACGGUUUUGUAUUACAAAAUGCUACUAGCAUUGUUCCAGGAGUUGUCUUAAAUCCAGUUUCUACAGUUGAUGGACCACAGUAUGAAGUAACAAUAAAGGUUUUUAAGGAUCCAACAUCUGGAGAUUGGUGGCUCUACUUUGGACAUGAUGAUAAUCUCAAUCCAGUAGGAUACUGGCCAAAAUCACUCUUUACUUCCUUAGCAAAUAAAGCAACUAGAGUUGACUUUGGUGGACAAGUAACUUUCCCAAAGAGUGACACGGGUCCUCCGAUGGGUAGUGGACAUUUUCCAGAGGAUCAUAAGGCCGCUUACUUCAAAGAUACUAACUAUAUUGAUAAAAAUGGCGGUUUCUUUCUUCCGGAUAAUCCUGAUUUCAGAGUGGACAGUCCUGAUUGUUAUAAUCUUGGAGGUUUUGAUACUGAUCAUUUUUUAUAUGGUGGACCUGGUGGUUGUACUAAUUAG
Molecule: messenger RNA, 975 nt
Organism: Ananas comosus (pineapple)
Lineage: Eukaryota; Viridiplantae; Streptophyta; Magnoliopsida; Poales; Bromeliaceae
Exons: 5
Coding region: 1-975 (324 amino acids)
Source: RefSeq, a predicted model, not a curated record